AUGAUUCGAGUAUUGCUUCUGGUAAUCAUCUGGAUGAUACAUUAUGUUUGCCCAUCAUUUCAAAAAGACACAACGUUUGUCUUCAACGGCUUCUACCAAGAAGAUCAUCGUCUUCACCUUGACGGUAGUGCAAGAAUCCUCUCAAAGAAUCAUAUCCUGCAGCUGACAAAUGCAACGACAUCUCAAAUAGGUCGUGCUUUCUUCAAGAAGCCAGUUGACUUCAAACCAUCUGAACCAGUUUCCUUCUCCACACAUUUCGUGUGUGCACUGCUCCCUGUAGGUAAGAUCAGUGGCCAUGGCAUUGCGUUUUUUGUGUCUCAAUCCACUGACUUCAUCGGCGAUGAUCCAACUCAGUUCUUUGGUCUUUUCUAUGCAAAUAAAUCUGAUUCCCCACGUGUGUUGGCUGUUGAGCUUGACAUAGCUCCAGAUGAGGAAGACAGCGAGGGUAAUGAAGUUGGGAUUGAUGUGAACAGUGCAAAGGAUGUGGCAUCUGCUGAGGCUUCUUAUUAUUCAGACAAAGAUGGUAGGAAGAUUGACAUCAAACUUAAAAGUGGAGAUCCUAUUCAAGUUUGGGUGGAUUAUGAAAGAACUACACUCAAUGUUACAUUGGCUCCUCUUGGAAACCAUAAACCAAGCCGGCCUCUUCUGUCAUCAACAUCCAUCAAUCUUACAGAGAUUGUGCAAGGUAGAAGUAUGUUUUUCGGGUUUUCGGGUUCAACCGGGUCAAUCAUGAGUUAUCAGUACAUACUUGGGUGGAGUUUUAGCAAAAGCAUGGCGUCUCUGCAGAAGAUUGACGUCUCAAAACUUCCCAAAGUUCCUAAGCCUUACAAUAAAAAGAAGUAUUCAUCUCCUCUGCUUGAUGCUCUACUUGGUUUAAUAGCUUUAUUAUUUUUGGGGCUUUUUGUUAAAGUUUAUAUGUAUAGGAGAGACUUGUACGCAGAAGUAAGAGAGGAAUGGGAAAAAGAAUAUGGUCCACUCAGGUUCUCCUACAAAUCUCUAUACAAAGCAACAAAAGGGUUUAGUAAAACUGAGUUUAUUGGGAAAGGAGAAUUUUCAUCAGAGGAAGUUGAGAAGGUUCUGAAAGUUGGUUUGCUAUGUGCAAAUCUUGAUCCAGAUGCAAGACCGUCCAUGGAACAAGUGGUGUUGUACUUAAAUGGAAACCUAGAUUUACCAGAGUUUUGGCCAACUUCUCCUGGAAUUGGAGUUCUCACUCCAGCGUUUUCAACAGCACAACUCAUGCUUCCUUCACUAUCACGGACUCCUUCCUCAUCUAACAACUCUCCGUUUAUGACUCACUCAAUCGAUUACGGUAGUGGACGGUGA
Molecule: messenger RNA, 1323 nt
Organism: Eruca vesicaria subsp. sativa (arugula)
Lineage: Eukaryota; Viridiplantae; Streptophyta; Magnoliopsida; Brassicales; Brassicaceae
Source: the annotation of a GenBank genome assembly